UCCAUUUCUUCUUCUUUUCUUUCCUUCCUUGUCAUUUCUUGCCAAGAGAAAAAACUACACAAGGAGUUCUCUCCUCCUUCCUCUCUCUCUCUCUCUCUCUCUCUCUCUCUAUGUCCGGCGACAGACGAAAAGACUCCGCGGCGGAGGGCUCGUCGUCGCGAUCCAUAACGAUGACGACCGCCCCCGCCGAUCUUCAUCAUCAUCAACAGCAACCAUCGGCCGCGCCUCUGAGCCGGUACGAGUCCCAGAAGAAGCGGGACUGGAACACGUUCGGUCAGUACUUGAAGAACCAGACCCCGCCGGUGGCGCUCUCGCAGUGCAACUGCAACCACGUGCUCGACUUCCUUCGCUACCUCGACCAAUUCGGUAAGACCAAGGUCCACCUGCACGGCUGCGUGUUCUUCGGGCAGCCCGACCCCCCCGCGCCGUGCACUUGCCCCCUCCGGCAGGCCUGGGGUAGCCUCGACGCGCUGAUCGGGCGGCUCCGUGCAGCCUACGAGGAGCACGGCGGCUCCCCCGAGACCAACCCUUUCGGGAACGGAGCAAUUCGGGUCUACUUACGUGAAGUGAAGGAGUGUCAAGCCAAGGCCAGGGGUAUUCCCUACAAAAAGAAGAAGAAGAAGAGGAAUAAUCAGCUCAUCAAGCCAACCACCACUACUGAUCAAGACUCCAAGGUUUUGAAGCAGUCUUCUUAGUUGCCCCCUCAAUCUGAUCCUGCUAGCUUGAUCUGAUCUCAUGAUGAUCACCCCAGCGGGCAAAUGGAUGGGGGAGGGGAUAGAAAAGGGACAUGCUAGAAAUGUGCUUGAAAAUGUAAUCCCUCAGAUUUCUGCAAAUAGUACGUAGUAUGUUAUAAUAGUUAUAAAUAAUCUUCUAUUAUAGCAAGCUAAGUCUCAACGGUUUGCUUUUUAGUAGCACUACCAAAUACAUAUUGUAAGUUUAAUUAGUUACAUAUAUAUUAUAUAUAUCCUAGAACUUUUUGAUGAAAUAGCAGCAACAUUAUAUAUAUUGCCCAGUAUUAU
Morus notabilis is the source of this 1019-nucleotide messenger RNA. Its product is annotated as protein LIGHT-DEPENDENT SHORT HYPOCOTYLS 10. Lineage: Eukaryota; Viridiplantae; Streptophyta; Magnoliopsida; Rosales; Moraceae. Gene Ontology annotation, cellular component: nucleus. The transcript is spliced from 2 exons. The coding region runs from base 111 to 695 and encodes 194 amino acids. Gene Ontology annotation, biological process: response to light stimulus; mRNA transcription. The record is from RefSeq and is a predicted model, not a curated record.